UUCUUUAACCAAGAGAUGCCUCCGGAAUUUCCUGCAGACGCCGGUUCGCCUCCACGUCUUCCGUUUGUAUGUGCUGUGGAGGGAAAGGCCGGUCCAGAUCCGGUCAGAGGGACGGCUCCAGGGGAGAAUAAUGUGCGGGGCAAAGAGAGGAACCGGCACCAUCACACGGUCCCUGCUUCGCCUAUAUAUACCUCGAGCGGUAGAAGUCGAAGCAUCAGUAUCUUGUCUGACGUCGGCGACAACAUGAAGACCGUAAUUCUCUCCCUCGUCCUGGCCGUGGCCGCCGCCGCCCCUCAGUACGGCCGCCAAGACAGCUCGGAGAAGGAGGCGCCCAUCCUGCGGGACGAGCGCAUCCAGGAGGACGACGGAAGGUACAACUUCGACGUCGAGACAGGCAACGGCAUCACCCUCUCGCAGUCCGGUUCUCCCGUUGCCGAGGGAGCCAUCGCCAGCGCCGGCCAGUUCUCGUAAGUCCUGCGGUCGACU
This is a messenger RNA of Penaeus monodon (black tiger shrimp), 486 nucleotides long. RefSeq lists its product as uncharacterized. The record is from RefSeq and is a predicted model, not a curated record. The transcript is spliced from 2 exons. Lineage: Eukaryota; Metazoa; Arthropoda; Malacostraca; Decapoda; Penaeidae. The coding region runs from base 16 to 471 and encodes 151 amino acids.